Messenger RNA from Cynocephalus volans (Philippine flying lemur), 1556 nucleotides. It is a transcript of the gene CHCHD3, whose product is annotated as coiled-coil-helix-coiled-coil-helix domain containing 3. Gene Ontology annotation, cellular component: MICOS complex; mitochondrion. The record is from RefSeq and is a predicted model, not a curated record. Gene Ontology annotation, biological process: inner mitochondrial membrane organization. NCBI's taxonomy places the organism in Eukaryota, Metazoa, Chordata, Mammalia, Dermoptera, Cynocephalidae. Bases 156 to 839 code for a protein of 227 amino acids. The transcript has 8 exons.
CGCAGAACCGGCGCCUUCUCCUUGCUGGUGGGGUCGUGGCCUUGCUCCCGCUGCGGGAGGAGAGGCUGCCGGCGUCUCCGCGCGCGUGAGUGCGCCUGGAGCCUGAAGCCCUCGUGGGUCCGCGCUAGGUCUCUGCGGGGGCAGAAGCAGGAGCCAUGGGCGGGACCGCCAGCACCCGCCGGGUCACCUUCGAGGCGGACGAGAAUGAGAACAUCACCGUGGUGAAGGGCAUCCGGCUUUCGGAAAAUGUCAUUGAUCGAAUGAAGGAAUCCUCUCCAUCUGGUUCGAAGUCUCAACGGUAUUCUGGUGUUUAUGGUGCCUCAGUUUCUGAUGAAGAAUUGAAGAAAAGAGUAGCUGAGGAGCUGGCAUUGGAGCAAGCCAAGAAAGAAUCUGAAAAUCAGAAACGACUAAAGCAAGGCAAAGAGCUGGAGCGGGAGAGGGCUGCUGCUAACGAGCAGUUAACCAGAGCUAUCCUUCGAGAGAGGAUAUCAAGUGAGGAGGAACGCUCUAAGGCAAAGCACCUGGCUAAGCAGCUGGAAGAGAAAGAUCGAGUGAUAAAGAAGCAGGAUGCAUUCUACAAAGAGCAGCUGGCUAGACUGGAGGAGAGGAGUGCAGAGUUCUACAAAGUCACCACUGAGCAGUAUCAGAAAGCUGCUGAAGAAGUGGAAGCAAAGUUCAAGCGGUAUGAGUCUCAUCCAGUCUGUGCUGAUCUGCAGGCCAAGAUCCUCCAGUGCUACCGCCAGAACACCCACCAGACCCUCAGCUGCUCUGCUCUGGCCAGUCAGUACAUGCAGUGUGUCAACCAGGCCAAACAGAGCAUGCUUGAGAAAGGAGGUUAAAAUCAAGUUUUAAAACACACAAAACUCCUUCAACGUUAAUUCCAGAGGUGGAACAUUUUUUUUCCUAGUAAGAAAAAUAACUCAUUUAAAGAGAAGAUCAUUAUUAAAGAGAAGUACUGGAAAACGGAUUCAACGGAAUCAUUUCAAGUUUUGAUCACCUGCAGUUUGAAAAGUCAAGGCCUAGAUCGUUCAUCAAAGAACAUCGUUCAAUAUUACUGAACCCCACUUACAAUGAUUAAAAGACAGGGGCAGCCCUUUCCACCUUUUUGUACUUUCUGUUCAACUUCUACUGACCAUAAAAUGUUUCUCUUCUAACCAAGCUCCAUCAUUUGGUGAACCUCCACUCUAACAAAGUGGGGUGGGGGUGAGGGGCUGAGUGAAUUGAGUGGAGAAAGGAGAGAGGGGGAAAAAAAGCAUUGAUUCUGGGGCAACGGUGCUGGAUGGAAUUGUCUGGGCUGUGGCAUGUUGGUUUUCUUUCUUUUUCUUUUCUCCUUUGAUUACAUAAGAGCUAUUUCAUUUUAACUUAUUAUGGUGAUCAUGCAAGUAAGAAGGCCAAAAGGAAAGAAAAUGUACCUCUCACUGGAAUAAUGUUUAUGAUUUACAGGUGAAAUAAGGCAUUUUUAUCAAUAUAAAGGCAACCUUGGCUUAUACAGCCUCUAUCGUGAAUAUUGACGUCUUUACUUCACUGUCAACAAUAAAUAUAUUUUCUGACACAGA